CCCGCACGUUCCCACUUCCCUUCGAUCCCACUCCUCCUCUCCUCCCUUGCCUCGCCGUCUCACCAAACCCUACCGACCCCCAACCACGCGCCGACAGCAGCAGCACGGGCCCGUGCCCCGCCGCGAAGACUCCGCCAUGGCCGGCGCUGCCCCGACGGCCGCGGAGAAGGACGCCCUCGUCUCCUCCUUCCUCGAGAUCGCCGCCGGCCAGACGCCGCACACCGCCACCCAGUUUCUCCAGAUGACGAGCUGGCAUCUGGAGGAGGCGGUGCAGCUGUUCUACAUCGACGGGGAGGCCGCGCUGGCAGCGCACUCGGCGGCCGCCCCGGCUUCCUCCGCCGCGGCCUUGGAGGCGGCGGCUCUCGCGGCGGCCGAGGCCGAGGAGGGGUACAGAUUGGCUCCGCCUCCCGCGGCCGCGCUGGAAGAUGGGAUGCUGCAGAGACAGGGGGACGAUGAGGAGGUCCGCGCGCCUUUGCCCGUGAGGCGGGAAACUCUCUACGGUGAUGUCCCGAUGGUCGUCGCUCGGCCUAAUUCGACAGUUGCGUUUCGUAACUUUGAAGAGGAGGCAAGACAGUCUGCUGUUUGGGAUUCUGAGCAGAAUGCAACAUCUAGUUCUCGUGAUAAUCUGGCUUCUUUAUAUCGCCCACCUUUUGAUUUGAUGUUCAAUGGACCAUUUGACAAGGCAAAGCUGGAGGCUUCUCUUCUGGACAAGUGGCUAUUGAUCAAUUUGCAGUCAACAGAGGAGUUCAGCUCUCACAUGCUUAAUCGAGACACUUGGGCAAAUGAAGCUGUGGCUCAGACAAUUCGGUCAAACUUUAUUUUCUGGCAGGUUUAUCAAGAUACCAGUGAGGGGAGAAAGGUAUGCACCUACUACAAUUUGGUGUCUGUUCCUGCUAUUCUCCUAAUUGACCCUAUCACUGGACAAAAAAUGUGUGCUUGGACUGGAAUGGUUUACCCGGACCGUUUGCUGGAGGAUUUGAUGCCUUACCUGGAUAAAGGUCCAAAGGAGCAUCAUGCUGCUCAACCUCAAAAACGGCCAAGAAAAAUUGAUCAGGAAACUUCUAUGGGCAGACAAGGUAGAACAACUGUAGAGGAUGAAGAUGAAGAAUUAGCACGGGCAGUGGCAGCUUCCUUGGAGGAGAAUAAAGGAUUCGAGCAAUCAGAUGCUACUAAUGACAAGACUAAUCCUGAGGAAGAGAACGAACCAAGCUUGAGUGUUAAGCUCGAGUAUCCUCCUCUCCCUGAAGAACCCAAAGUUAGUAGGGAUCUUCUCUGCAGGGUUGCAAUUCGAUUACCUGACGGUCGGAGGAUCCAGAGGAAUUUUCUGCACACAGAUCCUAUUAAGCUCCUGUGGUCAUUCUGCUCUCCUCAACUGGAGGACGGUGAUAAGAGGGCUUUCCACUUUGUAAAGCCCAUUCCCGGAGCGUCCAAUAACCUGGGGUACGAAAGCGACCAAACUUUCAAAGAGGCCGGGCUGGCCAACUCGAUGAUCAACCUUUUGUGGGACUGACUGAGCCCAUAUUAUGCCAUCCUAUGCUUGCAAGUAGUGUCAUCCUAUCCUAUCUAUUCCUUUAUGGCCGUCAAGAUGGUUUUAGUUCGUUUUCCCUAAGGAUUAAUUUUAUGACCCUUGUUUUGCUCCCCCGGUGGUCUGAUCCCGGCAAGGACAGAUCUAUCUAUGCCCCCCGAGCUUAAGCGUGGAAAAUGCUCUAUCGCACAUGUCGGUCCCUGCUUUGUUUGUUUAUUCCUUCCCCCCAUGUUAGUAGGACGCAGUCUUAUUUAAUGCACAUAUUGUCAUAGUCCUGUACCGGUGCUGGUUGUAAGGAAUGCUAGUGAUACUGAUUCAUCUUGGUGCUUUCCUUUUCGUCUUGUCAAGAUGCUUAAACGGAGGGUUUGACACAAACUUCAAGUACUU
Messenger RNA from Brachypodium distachyon (stiff brome), 1912 nucleotides. RefSeq names its product plant UBX domain-containing protein 7. Gene Ontology annotation, cellular component: nucleus. Gene Ontology annotation, molecular function: ubiquitin binding. Gene Ontology annotation, biological process: proteasome-mediated ubiquitin-dependent protein catabolic process. The coding region runs from base 137 to 1510 and encodes 457 amino acids. The record is from RefSeq and is a predicted model, not a curated record. NCBI's taxonomy places the organism in Eukaryota, Viridiplantae, Streptophyta, Magnoliopsida, Poales, Poaceae. The transcript has 10 exons.